AUGAGUAACCCAGCAAUACAAGAAUUCGGCUGGACGGCUGUACCGCGCAGAAUGUCUACACUUCUUAAACAAUCGCAAAGAUCUGCUCAAGCUCCACAGCCAAUUUCAGUUUCGUCAGUUUCGCUUCCAAACUCACAUUUGGCAAAGGCAGUCCAUGACUUCGCAAAGACAGAGCUGUCUACCGAGACAUACAAUCACAGUAUGCGAGUAUUCUACUAUGGACAAGCCAUUGUUCGACAGGCAUUUCCGGCUUGGUCAACUUCGAAUUUCAAUGAGACGUACUUUCUUACGUGCCUUCUUCACGACAUCGGAACGACGGACAGGAAUAUUACUGCGACUCUAAUGUCGUUCGAGUUUUAUGGCGGUCUGAUUGCUCUUGAUCUUCUGAAGCAUCUCUCCGCACCAAUUGAGCAAGCUGAGAACGUGGUAGAGGCAGUUAUUAGACACCAAGACUUAGGCGAUACCGGAACAAUUACCAGACUUGGAGCACUGAUCCAGCUGGCCACUGUCUUUGAUAAUAUGGGGAUGAAUCCAACGCUUGUCCAUGAGGAAACCAUCAGGAAUGUCGUGACGGAGUUUCCAAGAAAUAAAUGGAGUUCUUGCUUUGCGAAGACGAUUCGAAAGGAGAAUUUUUUGAAGCCAUGGGCGCAUACAACCCACCUUGGCGAGAGUGAGUUUCCGUGUGGGGUUGAGAACAAUCAGUUGAUGGCUCCAUAUGACGAUGCAUGA
Messenger RNA from Cadophora gregata, 729 nucleotides. RefSeq lists its product as uncharacterized. Bases 1 to 729 code for a protein of 242 amino acids. The transcript has 2 exons. The record is from RefSeq and is a predicted model, not a curated record. Lineage: Eukaryota; Fungi; Ascomycota; Leotiomycetes; Helotiales; Ploettnerulaceae.